UGUUUCCUACACUCCAUUACCUAGCUAAGCAUUCAAUUUAACAGUCCCUUAAAGAGGAAGAGAAAAAAAAAAAAAAAUCAGUUACAAAUUUUACAACUUACCAAUAGUUUUUGUGUGUAAAAAAUUCUUGGUCCCUAUCUUUUUCAAUUCACUUGUGUGUACCAUCUUUAGACUCUAUUCCACUUUGCUCUCUCGCUCACUAUUUUUGUUUCACCACACUUUCUAAAAAUAGCCUUUUCCCCCCAUUACCCAUUAAAGCCAUAUUUAGGUACACUUCCCAAAAACAAACCCCAAAAAAACAACCCUUUUUCUUUGCAAAAAAGGCUUACUUUGUUCUUACCUCUUCCUCCUCCCUAAAUGUGGUGUCUUUUGACUUCAAUUCUCCAAAACGACUCACAUUCAGUAGUUAUAAAUAUGCAACCAAAACUCUUGUCACAACCUUCUUCCAACCGCUUAUUUUUCAUAACUUUGUCUCUCCAUUCCAUCAAUUUUUUAUCUUCUCCCUCUCCAUAAAAACCAAAAACACAACCUUCCAUCCUUUGUGUUGUGGUGGUGGCAGAGAGAAACCGGAGUCGGUGGUGGUGAUGGUGGAGGAGGAGGAAGUCCGGCGGGAGGGAGAGGAGGAAGAGGAGGAGGUGGAGGUGGUGGUUGCCGGUGAUCCUCCUCAUCAAGACCUUCCCCACAUUGUAAAGGGCAAGAGGACCAAAAGACAAAGGCCACAAUCUCCAAUUCCCUUCACCAUCACAACACAAUAUUCAUCAAGUGGAGAGGGAGGUUACGUUAGCAACGGCGAAAAUUGUGCCGUCAUCGACGACAACAACGACAACGACAACAACAACAACAAUACCAACAAUGCCAAUAGCAAUUCAAGCUCUUCCUUGGCUGAACAAGUCCCGCGGGACUAUUCAACCACCGAGGAAGACGAAUACACCGCGAGCUGCCUUAUCCUUUUAGCCCAAGGCCGACGCCAACAUCAUCAUCACCAUAGCGCAGUUACGAAAGAACCACCAUCAUCAUUGAAGUACGAUCAAGAUCAAGAUUACGGAGUGCCGGAGAAAUUCAACAGCAAGAGGUACAUCGAGACGCCGGUAUCCGGGAACGGCAAGGCCGGAAUGUAUGUUUACGAGUGCAAGACUUGUGGUAGAACUUUCCCUUCAUUCCAAGCAUUGGGAGGUCACAGGGCAAGCCACAAGAAGCCUAAAAACAUAGCCGCAGCUCUUCAUCAGGAGAAGAAGAUGAUGUUCAUGGAUGCUUCUGAUGAUGAUGAAGAAAUGACUUUCCGAAGCUAUAGACAGAACAAGAUUAACAACUACAACAACCACAGCAACAACAACAAUUCUUCAUCCCUUUCACUUGAAUUCAUCGCAAAUAAUAACAGAGGAAACAACAACAAUAGCCAUAACAAUAACAGCAGCAACAACAUUAAUCUUCAGAAGUCAGCUUCUUUUCCGAGGAUUCAUGAAUGUUCACAUUGUGGAGCAGAGUUUACAUCUGGGCAGGCAUUGGGAGGGCACAUGAGGCGCCAUAGAGGGCCAACAACAACCAUUGCCAAUACCACUCUGUCUUUAGGCCAAUUAAGCCCAGAAACCAUGGAUCUUCAAGAAUCUGAUCAUGAAGCCGAAGCGAAUCAUAAUAACAAGAGAUUCAAGAGUGCAUUGACUCUGGAUCUUAAUCUUCCAGCCCCUGAAGAUGAACAUCAUCAUCAUAAUAAAGAAUCAAAGUUUGGCUUGGGAUCAAAGCAAGUUCAACAACACCAACAGAAACAAGAAGGAAAACAACAGCAGCAACAACAACAAUCAGCCCUUGUUUUAUCCACCACUACAAAAUUAGUUGAUUGCCACUACUGAGCAAACCCAAAGGUGCAACAAAUAUACAUACAAUUUUUUUCUUUCUUUUCCUUUUUUUUUUUUAAAAAAAACUCACAUCCAUCUUCUGGGUAUUUCUUGGAAAAAGCUAGAACUGAAUCAAAACAUUCAUUCAUUCAUUCUUUCAUUAACUCUGUCGACAUUCACUUGUAAAUAUUCUUUAAUCUGUUAAGUAAACAUUUAAAAGUCCACUUCCCAUGAACAGUUAAUGUAAAUGUUUGGUGGUGUUGUAUUGUUUUUCUUUUUAUACUUUUUAUUUUUUUGUCCACCUUUUAUUUGGUGGAAACAAUUAGUUCAGUGUUAGAACCACUUGAUAGAUUAUAGAAGUUAACAGAAAGAGGAAGGAGGUUGCCUUGGCUUCAGAAUUUUUGAAUGUUUCAACUACAAAGAAUCUCUCGGCUGGCUUUGUAAUCGGAAAUUAGUGUCUACCACUACCAUAAACAUCUCAGACUAUAUCUAACCACAACUUGAAUUUCCUCUGUGAUUAAUUUCUAGCGUCCAUCAAAAAAAUUAAAUAAAAUAAAAUAUUCUAGUUAUCACUUUUCGCGUAAUGUCAUUCUACAAUUUUGACUUUCGUACGGGAUAUGCUUAUAAUUCUAAAUUUAGCGUUAUGAGAAAUCACUG
Messenger RNA from Oldenlandia corymbosa var. corymbosa, 2489 nucleotides. NCBI's taxonomy places the organism in Eukaryota, Viridiplantae, Streptophyta, Magnoliopsida, Gentianales, Rubiaceae. The record is from the annotation of a GenBank genome assembly.